Messenger RNA from Trichobilharzia regenti, 1522 nucleotides. NCBI's taxonomy places the organism in Eukaryota, Metazoa, Platyhelminthes, Trematoda, Strigeidida, Schistosomatidae. The record is from the annotation of a GenBank genome assembly.
AUGUAUUGUAAAGCUACAAUGUUUAUACAUUUCAAAAUUUCUGCAUACUUAGCUAAAACAUUUCGUCAACAUAUACUGUGUAAGUGUUUCACGGAAAGAUAUGCAAUGACAAAUGAAAAUACUAGAACAAAUUGUGUACAAAAUCUACCAAUCUCAAUAAAACCAGCAAUGGAUAAAUUCCCAAAAUGUUCAACAUAUGAUUUCUAUUUUAUGUUUCGUAUAUUCGUCUCUGAAUUAAUCGGUACAGGGACGUUAUGUUUUGUUGCGGUGCUGUAUACCUAUCCACCGAUUACUAAUCCAGUACCAGAUUGUAUAAUUGUCUUUUUAACCUUUUCAUGGAUUGUCUGGAUAUUUGGUCCGAUCAGUGGUGCACAGAUUAAUCCAAUUGUAACCAUAGCAUUCUUAUUUAUACGAAAAUUAUCAAUAGUUUAUGCUGUAUUGUGUAUAAUCGCUCAGAUAAUUGGUGCAAUUCUAGGCGCAUUAAUUGGUAAAGCCUUGCUGCCUAGCAGUUUAUCACAAGUGGAUAAACUUGGUGUUGUAGCAAAAAAUCCAAUAGUAUCACAAGGAAAUGCUGUUGCUUUUGAAUUUUUCGGUGGAAUGGCAAUUGUAUUAGCUAUUCUAGCUACAACUGAUGAAUUUCGACCAUCAACAUGGACAGCUGGUUUAUUUGUUAGCCUACCAUUUCAAAUGGGUGUCGUACAUGCCUUAUUAGUUGGAAUAUUGGCUAGAUAUUCUGGGAGUGGUUUGAAUCCAGCACGUUGCUUGGGUACCGCUAUUGUUGCGAAUGAUUAUACGGAUGUAUGGAUUUAUUUUGUCGGUCCUCUGUGUGGUUCUUUAUUCGCUGCUAUUCUCUAUGAAACUGUACUAUCACAUGGUGUUUCAUUAAAUCGUUUGAAAGCCUGGUUAACAAGUCCAGAUUUUGAUCGUGAAGUGGAUUAUAGCGCUAGAAAUCAAGUACCCAUUGGAAAUCAGGAUUAACAUGAUGAAUGUGAUCUGAUCUGUAUUCUGGCUAACUACAUAAAUUUCGCCUGUACAAAAUAAAAAAACUACUUGCAUUGACUGGCAAGAAAUGUGGUAAUGAUAAUAACAAUAAUAAUAACGAUAAAUGAUGGUAAUAAUAAUUCUUUUUAAUAGAAACUAGAUUAUUACAAAUAAAUGAAAACUUAAAUGGUAAUCAGUCUGUUCUUUUCCGCUUCUAACCAUUACAAAUAAUGACGGUAAAAGAUAUCUAAUUAUAUAGAAAGCGAAAUAACUCAAAAUGGCUUAACGUACAUUUUUGUUAACUGUCCAGUUUUUAUUGAGUCGUUACAUCCAGAUUAGUGAACAUUGAUUACUUCAUUGUUGGUUACGUAAUCAAAUGCUUUGUAAAGUUAAAAUAAUUUUCAAAAAUCCUCAUUUAUAAAUUUUCGGAAAGUAUACAUAUACAGAGAAGUGAAUAUACAAUCCACUAACCAUUGUUUGAUUACGUAAUCAAAUGAUUUUACUAAGCCUUUUCUAAGAAUUAUGAACCAUGAAUGCAUAA